Molecule: messenger RNA, 2539 nt
Organism: Xenopus tropicalis (tropical clawed frog)
Lineage: Eukaryota; Metazoa; Chordata; Amphibia; Anura; Pipidae
Exons: 7
Coding region: 265-1293 (342 amino acids)
Source: RefSeq, a predicted model, not a curated record
AAACCAUAAAUUUACUUACACUGAGGAUAAUUAACAAAAAUAUAAAUGCACACACCUCUAGUAAAAAGUGCAAUCUGAUAUCAGUAAUGCAAUCAUAAUGUACAAACAAAUAAUAGGCAUAUGUCAUAGGAAUUUGGAAAUGAUAUUAGACAGAAAGCUUGCUAUCAACAUGAUAUAUUAAUAACCAUUAUUUUUACUUUCAUUCUUUCUCCUGCUGCUAUAGUCAUAUUCAAUCUUUUAUGGAGAAGCUACUAUAGAACAGUGAUGUAUUUCAUCCAUCUUCCUUUUUGGAUGCUUAUCUUUGGACUAGCCACACUUAUUGGCUUCCAUCCCGCAUCAGCUGCGGGAAUCACAGGUCUUACGCUCUUCACCGAUAAACUUCAAUUGAACUUGCAUUCCUGGAACCUUGUUCCUUGCCGCUUCUAUUCAGACAAACCAAUCCUACCUAACCAGCUGCAUUUGGAAUGGGGUAAAACCACAGAUGAAGGCGGAACAUACAUCCCUCUGAUUCAACUCUUUGGAGAAAACAUAAAAAGGUCAAGAAGGAGGCAUCAGGUUUAUAUAAACCUUGUUUCCCAUGGUAACUGCUCUUUGGUCAUCAAUCCGACCAAGAGCAUGGACAGUGGCAUUUAUGAAGUUCGUCUGGCUCUUAAUGGGGUGCUGUAUGAGCCCGUCCCAAAAAUUAGAGUUCAGACCAUAAGUUCAGAAAAAACAGUGAGGUUGCAGAAACGAGAUGAAACAGGUGAAACUGAAGAAAAAACAGAUGAAAAUGAAUCAGAUGAGUCGGAGGAACAAAGAGUAGAGGAUGAACGAUUCUCUGAAGAAAUCGAAAAAAAUAAAGGCCAUGCUGCUUAUGUGUUUCUCAAAUAUGAGAAAUAUUAUAUUAUUUCAAUAGUUAUAAUGUCACUCAUUACAUUAUUAGGACCCGUUGGAUGGUACCUGUAUUACAUGGAGUUAAAGUGGAUUCGAAAUCGUGAACUAAUGAAGGAAUCUAGAAAAUUACCUGAUGAAGAAAGAGGCCAAGUAGAGAAUAUCCAGAAAGACACAGAAAAUGAACCAAAGAAACAGUUGGACCAGAAUACAGUAACACCUAGCAAAAAGCCUCAUGCGAUUACAAAACCUAAACAAGGCCAGGUACAGAAGAUCCAGAAAGACACAGAAAAUGUAGCAAAGAAACACUUGGACCAGAAUUUGGUGCCACCUGCCAAAGAGUCUUCAGCAAUUACAAAACCUAAGAAGCCAAAGAAGAAGCAAAAAUCUAAAAAAAAGGAAUUAAUGGCAGGAAAAACCUAAGUAAAUUCUACUAGGAAAAACAAUAUCAGAUGUUAAUUUAAAGUCAUCCUGCAAGUAGACAACAUAAGAUAAUAAUAUAAAUACAAAGUAAGUUUUACACCUAAUCUUGUUGUCCUUUAGCAUUUGCAUUUCAGAACACUGGCUAAGAUUAAAACCAGGGAAGCUAAAAUGCUCUUUUGACCAAAACUACCCUCAAAUGAGUUAAAAGAAUACAUAUACACAGAAAAGUUUUUUCCCUGAUUAGCUUGACUCCAAGUUAUGUCCAAGUCAAAUGCCUAUUAUAGUUAAUUGAUAUUAUGAAGUAGCUCUGGACUUUAUGUUUUACAGAUGUACCACCCCCUUGCUUUGACACCAGUAGCCCCCAUACAUAGGUCUACCUCAGCCAACCACAUCAAUCCAAGUCACAAAAUUCAGAGCUAUGCAGGAGGGUUUGGUUCCUACCAACAUCCACUCCCAGGCUUCCCCUCCAUUAAACACAAUUUGUGGGUUCUGGCAAAUGCCAGUAGGGCUGCUGUAAAAUGCCAUAGACCAUCGCUGUCCAACUAGUGGCCUGCGGAACCAUGUCUUGUGGCCUGCAAAGCUCCAGGGGAACAAAUUUGCCAAACAUCUGACUUAUUAUUCACAUUAUGCACUUCUCUAACGAAAGUAUUGAGCAGAGCGAGUGAGAUAAGACUGGAAUGUAGGCGAUUUAAAAUGGUCCCGUCUCACAGCACUGCUUAGUAAAGAUGUUCAGAUAAAACAAUCAGCAUGUUUUCUUCUCUUGUCAGGACAGUGCUUGAUUGAUUCAAGGAAGCUUGCUAUGGUUAUCUUAGUUAGCCAAUAAAGGUAUCACCUUUAUACAACUUUUAUUUUUUAUUUCAAAAGGGUUAGCCUGUGUCAUUCCUCAGCCGACUUGCUGUUGCACCCUUUGACCCUCCUCUUCCCUGUUACCCUGUAACAUUUUGACUGGCUAGCACAGUACAUCACCUUUUCCUGAGGAAUGACUAAAUGGGUGAGAGACUGCAGUCACAAAAAAGGUGAAAGGAUAAUAAAGAAAAAUGAAGAUUAAAAAGAAGAGUAGAAUGAAGAAGAAAAGAUAUGAAUUAGGGAGAGAAGGAUUGGGUUGAAGAAAGCACAGAAGAGGAAAGUAGGGAGAUAAAAGGGACUCUGGCUUCCGAACCAAACAGAAACCCCUACUAUACGUAUUACUGUAACCUGUUCCUUCAAAAAAUAUGAAUAAAUACUGUGCUGAAAUCCAGCUGCAAAA